Molecule: messenger RNA, 705 nt
Organism: Acanthoscelides obtectus
Lineage: Eukaryota; Metazoa; Arthropoda; Insecta; Coleoptera; Chrysomelidae
Source: the annotation of a GenBank genome assembly
AUGAUGCUGCGAGCUGUGCCAGUGAGCACAUUGGCCGAGCUGUCCAACGUGGCGAGUGAAAUCGAGGGUGAUUACGCAAAUUUGCAAGCUGGUGCAUUGGGAGGAAAGGCGGCCCAGUCCUCUUUUGUGAAAAAAGAGGUCGGCCAGUCACGAAAUUCUGACCAACCACCUAGACAGCCAAAGUGUUGGACUUGCGAAGGAGCCCAUCACCAGAGUCAAUGUCCGCUGAGGCAACCCAAAGGGACGAAUUUCCAACGUCCAAGUCCUAACACCCACCAGAAACAGUCGGAUAAUAAAACGAUUCCUAGGCAGAACCCUCCGGAGAGAGUGGCUGCCCAAAUGGAAAGGAAAACCAAAGAUAGGAAAAGUCCUAUGUCUGAAGGACGGUCAAAGCAGACUGAACCACCUCGUAAGGAGGGGCGUCCGAAGCAAAAUAGUUCCAAACCGCAGAACCCUUCAGCGAAAGCGGCUGCAAAAAUGGAAAAUAGGGGUAAAGGUUCAAGAAAUCCUCCAUCUACAGGGUGGUCCAAUAGGACAGACUCCCGACAGAAGGAAGGACAACCGAUCCAACAGCAGGUGGUGGUCGAUGUCCACUCCCCUAGUCAAGGGCCUGCAAAGGUUGGAAAACCCUACAGGAAAAAGGGCAAAGGUCGCGAACGGUCGGACCUUGAUGCAAUCGAAAUUGCAGAGUCUUUAAAUUUUUGA